CUCUGUGAGUUCGAGGCCAGCCGGGUCUACAGAGUGAGACCCUGUCAUUCUGCUGACAUGAGGAGAGAUGCAUUCUGGGAUGAUUCAGACAUGGGCCUCACUCAGCUCUGCCCGCUGUGGCAUGAAGAGUAUGCUGCGUGCCCGGUGUGUGGCUUCUUGAGCAGGUGAAGGGAUCUGGGCAGUGGGGGCCUGGGCUGCAAACUCCCGUCCUGUGCCGCGUACCGGCUGCUUCCCUUCGGGGGCUGGAGAGAACGUUCUGUCACUGGCGGACCCUGCUCUAGGUCCUUUGCGUCACCGGGUAAGGGGCCUGCAGGCCGUUGUGGUGUACAGAGACCAUGGCUCCUGCCCUCAGAUGGGCUUGUAAGCCCUCCCAGGGCCCAGGGCGGCAGACAGCACCACCUCCUGGGAGCCCUCACUGACUUCUCUGGCCAGUCAUGGUGAUCCCCACGGGACUGAGUGGUACUGAACUGUCAGCACUCUUGCUGACUUGUCCCCAGUCCUCGAUCACUCUGGAUCCAGAGCCUGGUCCCACUGGGUGCAUCCUUUGUGCUUUGUGUUUGUGAAGUGAGCAUGCUGGUCAUGGUCACUGAAAGGAGUGAGUGAGUGAGUGAGGGCCUGAGCCCUCUAUCCCUCGGGAGGCAAGGCCCUCAAGGGUUAACCAGGAGCCCGCCUGCGGUCUGAGGUAGGCAGGGAGCGUAUUUGUUCAGGUAAAUAAGGAAGGAUUACUUAUAAUGGGAAAGCUGGCAGACCAACUCUAUCUUACUUCUGACUUCCUUCCAGCGAAUUCCUGCACUCCGUCUGCUGUCCACUGUGCCUCCCACACCCAGUCCCCCGGCCUGCGGCUGCCCCUGUAAGCACCCCAGGUUAGGGCCUCAUCAUGGUGUCAACAGGUGUUCCUGAGCCUCUACCAGGGACCUGCCUGUAGACCCUCAGGCCUGGGACCCCAGACUCCCCCUCGGCGGUGGAUCGACCCUGGUGGCCCACCUGAGGGUCCCCUCUGCCCCAGCCCUGCUGGCUCCACUGAUGUCUGGCUGAGACCCAGCAGUGGCCCCAGCUGCCACUGCCUCCUCCUGGUCCCUGAGGUCAGCGCUACAGAGGACAACUCCUUGGACACCAGGCGGCUAACGGACGCAGUCACCAGCCUCGGCAGCGGCAUGGGCAGCGCCAGCCCAGGCCUGAGCAAUGUGUCCCCUGGCUGCCUGCUGCUGUCCCCAGAUGUGGCACUGCGGACAGGUGUGGAGAAGGCGGAGGCAGGAGCGGUGGGUCCUGAGAAGCGGGACUGGAGCCCCAGCCCUCCCGCCACCCCUGAGCAGGGCCUGUCCGCUUUCUACCUCUCCUACUUUAACAUGUACCCUGAGGACGGCAGCUGGGUAGCCAAGGUCCCCGAGGCCAGUGCCAGGGAGGAGCCCCUGGAGGAGCCGGAGCAGUGUCCGGUCAUCGACAGCCAGGCCUCGGCGAGCAGCCUGGAUGAGCACUCGUUAGAGCAGGUGCAGUCCAUGGUGGUGGGCGAGGUCUUGAAGGACAUCGAGACGGCAUGCAAGCUGCUCAACAUCACAGCAGACCCUGGGGACUGGAGCCCUGGUAACGUGCAGAAGUGGCUGCUGUGGACAGAACACCAGUACCGGCUGCCUCCGGCCGGCAAGGCCUUCCAGGAGCUGGGCGGCAAGGAGCUGUGUGCCAUGUCCGAGGAACAGUUCCGCCAGCGCGCACCCUUGGGCGGGGAUGUGCUGCACGCACACCUGGACAUCUGGAAGUCAGCGGCCUGGAUGAAGGAGAGGACCUUACCUGGGGCCCUUCACUACUGCGCCUCCACCAGCGAGGAGGGUUGGACAGACGGCGAGGUGGAUUCGUCGUGCUCCGGGCAGCCCAUCCACCUGUGGCAGUUCCUCAAAGAGCUGCUGCUCAAGCCCCACAGUUACGGCCGCUUCAUCCGCUGGCUCAACAAGGAGAAAGGCAUCUUCAAAAUUGAGGACUCUGCCCAGGUGGCCCGGCUGUGGGGUGUGCGCAAGAACCGGCCGGCCAUGAACUAUGACAAGCUAAGUCGCUCCAUCCGCCAGUAUUACAAGAAGGGGAUCAUCCGCAAACCGGACAUCUCUCAGCGCCUCGUCUACCAGUUUGUGCAUCCCGUCUGAGAGCCACGGAGGCCAGAGGCCUACCGCCUGCCCCAGACAGCCACUCUUUGCUGCCCUGGGCUCUGCCCAAUAUGAAUCCAGGGGCUGCUGGCAUUCCAGGAGCCAAGGUCCGGGAGAGACAGUCACUGAUCUGGGAUACACAUGAGCUCUCUGGGUUCCUCUUCAGAUCAUACUGCUCAAGUACACAGGCCCCUGGAGGGUCAAGGGAGCUAGGAUUGCUCACAAACGGAGAAUUCCCCGACCCAGGCUUGGACUGUGAGAUUCUUCCUGGAGGAACUACCUACGGCAAGCAGGGACUGGACCAAGGCAGCUCACAGGACGGUGAUGCUGCUGCUCUCUGUUUCUGUCACCACCCUGUGCCAUAACUGGCCUGGUGCUCAGAGAUGUCUGCACCGUGCUGGGGAGCCAGGGGCGCCCUAGGAAUGGAUAAUAAAGAUACGAGACAACA
This is a messenger RNA of Peromyscus leucopus (white-footed mouse), 2580 nucleotides long. It is a transcript of the gene Spdef, whose product is annotated as SAM pointed domain containing ETS transcription factor. Gene Ontology annotation, molecular function: sequence-specific DNA binding; DNA-binding transcription factor activity, RNA polymerase II-specific. Gene Ontology annotation, biological process: regulation of transcription by RNA polymerase II; cell differentiation. Lineage: Eukaryota; Metazoa; Chordata; Mammalia; Rodentia; Cricetidae. The record is from RefSeq and is a predicted model, not a curated record. The transcript has 6 exons. The coding region runs from base 1155 to 2132 and encodes 325 amino acids. Gene Ontology annotation, cellular component: nucleus.